AUGUUGCCCAGCUUAUUGCCAUUUGAGCGGCUGCAUGUAACCGUUCUAGUUAUUGCAUGCUAUUUGGCAGUAAUCAUUUCCACGGUUGUCGUGCAGGAGAGACUUCCGCGUGCCCCUUCACGUCGGGGAAAACCUGGCUUGAAUCUCGAUGAGGCAUGGUCAGACCUGCAAGAGAUUGCACAAGUUCCUCACCCGUUCAAUUCCCACACCAAUGACGAAGUUGGACUCUACAUUGCAGGCAGACUGCAAAACAUUCAAGGAGAGAACGAUUUUAUAACACUUGACCUGAAACCAACUACAAACGCGUCAUGGUAUAUGCCCCAAGACUCUUCCGUCACAUACGUAGAAAGUCGUAAUCUGGCUAUCAAGUUUGAAGGAUCCAAGUAUAACGACUCUGCUAUCUUACUUACUGCACACUAUGACACGUCCGCAUUAGCACCUGGAGCCACAGACGAUUCCAUCGCCGUUGCCUCGUUGUUACAGACGGCAGAUUAUCUAGCAAAUAACCAGCCAGAACGCACAAUAAUAAUUCUAUUUGACAAUGGAGAAGAGAAUGGUCGACAUGUAAGGUCUUUUAUCAAUCUUGAAGGAGCAGGUUGUGGCGGACGGCCUAAUUUGUUCCGCGCCUCCUCUCCCCAAAUCACGAGAGCGUUCGCUUCCACGACCCAUCCUCACGGUUCCAGUCUCGCUUCGGAUGCAUUUUCUCUCGGGCUCAUUCGUUCCGCAACCGACUUCUCUAUAUAUCAAGAUGCAGGAAUCGCGGGUGCGGACUAUGCAUUUUAUAUGAGAAGGCAAAAGUACCAUACGAUGGAGGAUAACAUUCCCAACCUCCGUAACCGACGGUCUCUAUGGUCCAUGAUGGAGAAUCUUUACUAUGUAGUGGAAGUUAUUGCGAACCAACCUGACUCUCAGGAGUCAGAUGCUACCCGAUUCGUCUACUUUGACAGUGAGUCCGGCCUUUCAGGCUAUUUCCCUAGUCUGACAGCGAGCAAUAUGUUUGUCAUACUCUUAGGACACUCCCUACACAAGAGCAAGAAACUCUAUCUGGGAUGGAGAGGAUGGGGUAGAUUCCCUGCAGCACUUGCCAUAGGCAUUUUGGGUGGCGCCAUCUGUGCUGGAUUAAUCACCGAGUGGAAUCCUAUGGUAGCGUCUAUAUUCUGCUUCGCCGCAUUAGGUCUUCUUCUCCCACUCUACCUUGCUGAUUGGUGGAGGCCAGUCUCCAUCCAGCGAGCGCAAGUGCUUGUCGAGUUGCUUGUAUUCUGGUGGGUCUUAUCUGCGAUAAAUCUCGUCUUGAUGGGCCGUAAUGCACUCUCUGGUGCCUAUUUCAUUACCUUCUUCUACGCGGCUACUCUUGCAACAACCAUCGUCACGCUCUUGGACAUGCAUAGGCUCAAUCGCAAGUCAGCUACCGAGGUGACUCCACUCAUACCACGAGCAGAAGAGCUGUUGGCGACUCACAGGCUAGGAGACGACCAGCUCGGCUGGAUCUGGACUCUAGAGUUUAUCCUACUUGCCGUCUUCCCCGCCAUCCUUAUGCUGCAAAUCUUGUUUGCGCUACUAGCCGCACUAGGGCCAACAGUCACUGAUGGUUCCAAGCCUUCGAUGGUUUAUAUCAUCAUCACCGGCUCGAUAUUGUUAACCUUGCUACCAAUCACUCCUUUCGCACACAAACUACACCCAAGCGUUUUCGCAGCACUUCUCCUCCUUGGAAUCGCAACUACAGCCUACAGUAGCCUAGAAUUUCCAUUCACACCGGAAAAUUCCUUCAAAACGCUAUACUGGCAAUCAGCUGAUCUUAACGCGGGGAACAGCACUAUCACACUCCUAGGGGUCCGCCCUUAUCUACAGCGAGUACUCAAGCAAGUGGGCUCCAUAGACUAUGAUAAAGUUGAGUGGAGGAAAGCGAAUAUAUCGGGGUUAGCAGAGGCCAAAUUUACGGGUCUCGUGCCUCGCUCUGUUCCAGACGAAAAAAUGUCCAAUUGGGUCAAUGUGACGCUAGAGAGGUCAAGUCCUUCCAGUGUACUUUUGCGUAUAUCUGGUGUCGAUACCAGAGCAUGUCGACUCUACUUUGAUGGAGGGUACAACGUCUCUCAAGUUGUCGUUCGCGGGCAAAAUACCGACGGGUAUGAUCUCCCCUCGUCCUUCCCCAUCAAAACAGUGAACUUGUGGAGUCGAAGCUGGAGCCGUACCUGGGAAGUGGACAUAGAGCUCGCGGCAUUGGGAUCGUCUGAGACUCCCUCCAAUGCAAACGUCUUAACUGGUAGAGCCUCAUGCGUGUGGUCGGACCGAGCAAAAGGGAAAGUCCCUGCACUUGAUGAUUUGUACGUACGCUUCCCUACAUGGGCCACAAUGACAGCGUGGCGUGGAGGAUUGGUGGAAGGGUGGAAAUCUUUCAGCAUAUGA
Molecule: messenger RNA, 2403 nt
Organism: Acaulospora colombiana
Lineage: Eukaryota; Fungi; Glomeromycota; Glomeromycetes; Diversisporales; Acaulosporaceae
Source: the annotation of a GenBank genome assembly